Molecule: messenger RNA, 2751 nt
Organism: Callorhinchus milii (elephant shark)
Lineage: Eukaryota; Metazoa; Chordata; Chondrichthyes; Chimaeriformes; Callorhinchidae
Gene: plppr3a
Product: phospholipid phosphatase related 3a
Biological process (GO): phospholipid metabolic process; phospholipid dephosphorylation; signal transduction
Molecular function (GO): phosphatidate phosphatase activity
Source: RefSeq, a predicted model, not a curated record
GCAAUAGCCAGACGAAGCUUAGCUCAGCUCGCCUCUCGCCCUCUUCUUGCCAGUCCCAAGUGAGCUGGAGAUGGAGAGGUAACACAGCAACGUGAACGAGACAAGAGGAAUGGAGAGUAUCUCCUGUGCUGGAUGCAAACGCUAAAACAUCUGCACAUCAUCCUGGUUCAAGAGGAAAGGGGAGACGGAGUUGGGGGGGAAGAACAUUGAACGUUGAAUCGAAGCAGCCCCUUUUGGAUGGCCCCAUCUAUCAAAGCAACAAAAGUUGAAAGCCUCGAAUCUGACCUCGCGCUGACCACACAAACCUUACAGGAUGAUGUCUUCAAAGGAAAAGCAGAAAAAGAAGCUCCCAAAAGACAGCAUGACCCUACUACCGUGCUUCUAUUUUGUCGAGCUUCCAAUUGUCGCCUCGUCCAUCGUCACACUUUACUUCCUGGAGCUGACGGACCUCUUCCGACCGGCCAGGGUGGGCUUCCAGUGCUUCGACCGCUCGCUCAGCAUGCCCUACGUGGAGUCCAGCGAGGAGCUCAUCCCCUUGCUGAUGCUCCUCAGUCUCGCAUUCGCAGCCCCCGCAGCUUCUAUUAUGAUUGGAGAAGGGAUUGUAUACUGCUGUCAAUCAAAACUGAAGAACAAGGAGGGUUCGGAGGGCAGUAUCAAUGCGGGAGGCUGUAACUUCAACUCCUUCCUGAGACGCACUGUCAGGUUUGUGGGUGUCCAUGUGUUCGGUCUCUGUGCUACUGCCCUUGUGACAGAUGUCAUACAAUUGGCAACAGGUUACCACGCCCCCUUCUUUCUGACUGUGUGUAAACCCAACUACACGCUCCUCGGCAUGGCAUGUGACACCAACCCCUACAUCACCCAGGACAUUUGCUCUGGGCCAGACCAUCACGCCAUUGUCUCCGCAAGGAAGAGCUUCCCUUCCCAACAUGCCACCAUCUCCGCCUUUGCCGCUGUUUAUAUCUCGAUGUAUUUUAACUCCACGAUAUCGGACUGCACCAAACUGCUGAAGCCGGUGCUGGUGUUCGCCUUUGCGAUUGCCGCGGGUAUCUGCGGGCUGACCCAGAUCACCCAAUACCGCAGCCACCCCAUAGACGUGUACGUGGGGUUCGUCAUCGGAGCUGGCGUGGCUGCAUAUUUGGGUUUUCACGCUGUGGGCAAUUUCAAAGCUUCAGAAGAUUCAGUCCCCACCAGAGCUCCUGCGAGCGACGGGCUCAGACCCCUGACCCAUCUCCGGCACGACUCCGUCUACCAGCAGAGCAAGUCCAUCAGCAAUGAUGAAUUGAGUCCCCAGCCCAGGCUCGACAGCCUCAACCACCACGCACAGCGAGAGAAGAACUCCCUGAACAGCCUCAAGCGGGCGAGUGUCGAUGUGGAGCUGUUGGCUCCUCGCAGCCCGAUGGGCAAGGAGAACAUGGUGACCUUCAGCAACACCCUGCCCCGGGUCAACACACCAAACCUGGACGAGGCCGCCAGGCGACACAUGACCAUCCAUGUCUCCAUGGACGCCUCCCGCUCCAAGCAGCUCAUCUCCCAGUGGAAGCAGAAGUCCCUCGACGGAGGCUCCCUUGACCGCGACCCGUCCAUCAGCCAAUCCCAGCCUCACAUGAGGACGGUCCUGGAGGCCUGCGACGGAGAGAUGGACCAAGAUGAGCCCAUCCCCUCGUCCCUCUACCCCACAGUCCAGGCCAGAAGCGGGGAAAGGGGUGCCGGGGCGCGGGUGAUGAUCCAGGCCAGACCCGGGUCCUCGCAGUUGGUCCAUAUCCCCGAGGAGACCCAAGGGUCGGUCAGCACUUCGCCCAAGAGUAACUCGGCUCGGGCAAAGUGGAUGCUGAUGGCGGAGAAGGGUGGUGUUCCCCGGCCCAAUAACCAGCCGAGGAUCAUGCAGGUCAUCGCCAUGUCCAAGCAGCAGGGAAUCACAGUCACUCCCAAACACUCCGAGGGUUCCAGCAGCUCUGAUUCCUCCCACUACAGAUCGCCCUCGGAACGGGAUUCCUCCAGCAUGGUCACCGUGGACGCCCACGGCUCCCACCCCAUCGUCCACAUCUCUUCUGGGAACGGUGGGGUCGGAUCCUGGGAGUGGAAGUCUCCGCAGAGCAGCGGUGGAGCUGACCUGCAUGAUGCCUAUGAGAUGAACGACCUGAACAGAGACUACAGAAGCUUCAGAUCUGCUACGGGGAGCGGUGUCUCUCCAGGCUCCUCCGCCAGCGACCUGGAGCAGGAGGACACCCGCUUCUGCAGUGUGGCCACCAUCAACGUGACAGGGGCCGAGAGGGGAGAGACUAACUCUGACACCUUGACCAUCACCUCCAGCCGGGACUCAACGUUGAGGAGAAAGCCCAACACCAUAUUUAUAGGGGAUCGAGAAUCCAGCACAGACAGUGAUCAGGACAAUUACUACAAGAAGCUUCAAGCCAACAGGAGGUUCAAGGACUGAAGACGUCCCUUCAUCCCGAAAGACAUUCCUUGUAGAUAGCUUAUUGGGACAUUGAGAGUACCGACUAUCUACAAGGCCUUGCUUUUGAGAGUUUUGAUCUUUGGAAUGGAUUUUCUUCUCCCAUUGGACCAUAAGGAUUGAGUGGUAAAGCCAAGGAAAUUCUGUUUGAAUACAUCGACCAACUCUGGUUUGUACAUUCUACAAGGCUAAACUUGGGGAGGGUUUACUUAGGAUUGAACUUCAGAAACUGGUGGUCUUGAAGCUAUCUUCAACGAUGCCAGCAUAAAAAUAACAAUCCUUUCAUUUGAUAAUUUGGC